CCCCCAGAAUCUACUGUAGCCUGAUUCUGUUUGGAGCACAACACAUAAGAGAUGCAAACCUCUGCAUUUCCAGUGUGUCAGAGACCCACCAUGUCCUCAACACUUGCAGGACUGAAAUGAGACUAAAACUCGAUCCUGCUGCAGAGCUUAUCUGCCGUAUGUUUUAACAUCUCCUGUGAGCUAACAUUGGCAUUCUCCAUGAGAAGAGGCAACAUUGAAUAGUGGACAACAGUUUUGGCAUCUCUCCAAUUCAGCUCUCAGGGUUCCCUUGUGACUGCUUCAUAGGUAGCAGUUUUGGCUACUUGCUCAUGACACUAUCUCUCUGAUAACAGUGGAAACCCUACUGUCUGCCCAUUGGUUUCCAGUACUGGCACUCAAUUCUACUUAGUCUCACUUGAUUCCAGAGAAUACAAUGGAGAAGUACACAGACUCACCACCUACCUUGCAAGUAGAGCAUUCCUCCCUUCAGACAGAGAAUCUGAUUCUGCAGCCACAAAUACAGCAUCUGACUGAAGAGAAUCCUGAUCCGAGGGGCCAAGUCAUGCCUACCCUGGCCACCCCAAUGAUGUCUGUACCCUGCUCACUUGAACAUCUCUCUCAGUUUCACCACGACCCUGCUAAUCUCUCAAGAUUUCUUGCACAGUUGACAACUCUUAAGUUCCCCAAUCCUGCAGAUGAUGUCCAAGUCAAGUUCUUUUUUGACUACUUAUCUCAGCAGAUGGAAAGUUGUGGAAUCCUAUCUGGGCCUGACCAGAGCACUCUGCUGAAACAAUAUGAGAACUUUGUUCUUGAGUUCCAGCAAUCAUUUGGUGAGCCUACAAAACAGGAAAUAGACCUUCUGAACAAAAAGGACAAUUCCUCCUCUCAGCAGGAUGCUUCUACUUUCCAGCUCCUUGCUCAAAAUCUGAGCUGUAAUGAAACCAAUCUGAGUGAUAACUUCCAAGAAGGACUAGCUGACUCCAUCCAGGAUGAAGUGAGUGGCACAGAUAUGAUGGACAACCUUCCAGACCUGAUCACUCAGUGUAUUCAGUUGGACAAGAAACAUAGUGACAGGCCAGAGCUUCUUCAGUCAGAGACCCAGCUCCCAGUGUUGGCUUCCAUGAUCCACCACCAAGCCUUUUCCAGCCCCACAGAUCUGCCACCCAAGGAAGAACCUAUACAGUUGCGUGGAAGCCAGCCACCUCUCACCCCAGCCAAACGAGCCCUCCAGCAAGAAGCUCAGUUGUGCCUCUACUGCAGCCAGGCUGGUCACUUCACAAGAGAUUGCCUUGCCAAACGUUCUCGAGCCCCAGCAAGGAUAAAUAACCCAACUCACCAGUAAGAGAGGAGGUCACUUUGUAAACUUAUAUCCUUCUCACCUCCAGCCUUAAAGAUUUAUAUACUGAAUUAACAUUUAAAAUAAAGGUGAGGAACUAUGAUACCACUUCAUAGACAGUCAUGAACUCAUGUGCUUCUGGGAAUUUAAACAACCAGAUCUUGUUCAUUUGGUGACCUAUCACAAAAUCAAACCCAACCUGGCAAUGAUGAAAACAAUUCACAGGCACUUUCUGCAAUUGGAACCAAUUCCCCAAGAGUACUGAAAGACUGUAGGUGAAACUCUGGCCAAUCUGAGCCAAUGAAAACAACCCUGGAAGUGCACUGGGAACACCAUUCCCUCCAAUGGGUGAGAUCUGGGUUGAGUUUGUUGGCCUAAAUCUUCUGUGCCUAAGAUUAGGCCCAAGACUUUCACCCUCACCCUUAUUGGUCUAUAUUAUAGUUCCCUGUUGGUUUAGAACACUUGGUUGAAUUCCUAAUUGCAUUCCAUAUCCUAUCAACAUUUUUCUACUGGAGGCUGGAACCUGCUCUGCCUAUUGACUAGAGUCCAGCUUCAACACAAACCAAUCUUCAUGGAAACACAACUCUACUACUGUUCCAUACAGCUAUGUAUUUUGUUGCUAUUUAAAGACCUCUGCUUGCUCAAAAAAACCCAAAAAACAAAAACAAACAAAAAAAAACACCUGGAUCUCUUAGCUAUUGACAAACCAGAUGGCAUGGCCAUUUGAAGACUCUGAUUGGAAUUGUUGGUCCACUUCCUUGAGAACUAGCCCUUCAGGCACAUACAUGUUUUUAACCAAGCCCGACUAAUUCCAGGUUACUCUCCUCUUCCUACAACAACUUACUUUAGGUUAUAGCAUGUAUAAUGGCCAAGUCAAAAUGGUCUAGGAUAAUGACCUCUGAUAAAUAUUAAUGAAAGUUGGGGAAGGAGUCUUCAUCAUAAUUAUUAUGUCUACAGCAUAUACUCCUGCCUUACCUGGCAGGUAAGGGAACCUGGUUAAAUAAAUCUCUACUGAAGACUUAGGGUCAGGCUCUGUAGUAGUUUCUGACUCUAGAGGCCUCAGUGUGAUCACCAUUUAGGAUCACUACCAUUGAUGUUGAGCUCUAUACCAUUAUGGACCACCUGACCUCAUCUAGUUGAGAAUCUUGAAAAGCAAAUAAUGGCAGACAACUUUCUGAACCAUCCCAUCUGACAAAUCCUGGGACAUGGACAUCAACACCAUUGAUAAAUAAAUCUCAAGAAGAAGUGGGGUUUGAUUGCUUGUGUUGUGCUCUUGGCACACAGGCACACACAUCAGCUCUGGGUAUGGAUUCCUAAUGCUUCUGAAAAAAAGUAGUGCCAUGCUGGAGAGACACAAUUUUCUAAAAUGUUAAGGAUAUCCAGUGACAGUUGAUGCUUGCUAAUAAUAAUCAGUCCUCUGUUCCCUGCUUCUUGGUGCUGAUGUAUGUCCCCAUAACUGAUUUCCUGAAGAAAGAUCAGUAACUCCAUAUUCCCUAGCAGCCAUCAAGACCUCUCAGAACAUGAAGUGUCAUUGUACUUUGGCCUUGCUCCUAGAGAAUUAUGCUAACUUUGACAGUACUUAAACCCACCUAGGACCUUACCAUUUUCAUCCUGUAGCACUAACAAAUAGAUCGUUUUUCCCAUCAGUGCCUCACUAACCACUGUGCCAAUCUUUAUUUGCAUUCACAAGGGGUCUCCUUUAUCAACAGCUUGCUAUACAUCCACCUUACUCCAUAUGCUCUCAUAACAAGGAGACCUGAAUGCUCAUAUUCCAAUUGUGCCAAGAAAUUCCCACUGUGGUACUGGGAUUGUAUGAAAGCCUCUAACAAGUGGAUCUAUUUGAACUUUAAGUGUCUCUGGGAUUACCUGGAGGUAUCCUGAUCUAGCACCCCCAAUUCUGUAACAAAAGAGUAACCCAGUAGCCUCCAAACACUUUCCUUACUGACCCUAGUAUGGUCUUGGAAUGCUGAUGGGGGCAUUCAGUUGGCUUCAUCACCAAUCUUUCCUUACCUUAGGGACACAAUUUAUUGUAUGCUCUCUCACAAAGAUGCAUCACCUUAUUUCCUGUUUGGACCUUCUCUCUGCAACAACAUCACCUUCUUCUCCAAGAAAUCUUCAGAUUUCAUAGCCUCUCAGAACAGAUAAUUAAUUCUGGGCUAUAAAACCUCCCAUUUCUAGAAGCUCCUUGUUGAGGAAUUCCCAGUCAAGGAAUUCUUGUGCUCUAUGUGAUACAAUCCAACAAUCAUACUGAGCAUAGGAAUAGGAUACUGGGAUAAUGCUUUACUGUCUACUAGCUAGCAACCAUUUUGUUUACCACUUAAAAAUUUUGUUAUAAUGACACCAUCCAUUUCAACUAGAAUGAACUCAUUAUUUAGCAUAAAGAGAGUUACACAGAUGUUUUUCUCAGAACUUACACCAAAGUGAACUUCUCUGAGAGUGAAGCUAAUUAAAGUCUACUGAGAACCAAUGAGAUGUAACCUACUUGAUCAUGUAGUCUGCAACUACAAAGACUUGGGGAGUCCCCAAGUCCAAACAAGAUUGUAGUUUUUGGGAGGCAGAUCUGCUACAUGAUUGAUGCCAUCCAGCAAGAUAAGAUCUAAUCAUUUUAUGAUAAGUCUGAAGAAGGAAUUGUUAACAAGAGAAUGUUCUUUACGGAGUCUAGAAAAGGGGGCAAUUAAAGAGGCAUAGGGAGUUGAUAAUCUCUAGACUCAGAGAGGGGAUGUUGACCAACAUGAUUUGGCAGGUCUAUAUACAGUGGGAUGGAAGCACCAGGCCAUCCCAAUUUGUGUUAUUCACCUAACUCCCCUUGCUGAGAUCCUAUGUGUUAAGAAGUAAUCUGAUUGUAAUUAUGUUCCCAUAUAAACUUUGUUAUGGGGAGAAAAUUUGCUAGUCAGCUGACAUGAGUAUU
Molecule: messenger RNA, 4223 nt
Organism: Mirounga angustirostris (Northern elephant seal)
Lineage: Eukaryota; Metazoa; Chordata; Mammalia; Carnivora; Phocidae
Gene: RTL4
Product: retrotransposon Gag like 4
Exons: 3
Coding region: 413-1321 (302 amino acids)
Molecular function (GO): nucleic acid binding; zinc ion binding
Source: RefSeq, a predicted model, not a curated record